Molecule: messenger RNA, 4461 nt
Organism: Pundamilia nyererei
Lineage: Eukaryota; Metazoa; Chordata; Actinopteri; Cichliformes; Cichlidae
Gene: tle3a
Product: TLE family member 3, transcriptional corepressor a
Exons: 21
Coding region: 886-3192 (768 amino acids)
Biological process (GO): negative regulation of canonical Wnt signaling pathway; regulation of DNA-templated transcription
Cellular component (GO): transcription regulator complex; nucleus
Molecular function (GO): transcription corepressor activity; protein binding
Source: RefSeq, a predicted model, not a curated record
UUAUGUCGGAGGCGCGCACACACAGUGAGGGGGGGGGAGGAAAACACCCUAAUGAAGCGCGGAUGUGGAAUUUGUGCUGUCUCUGUCAAAUUUGGAUAUCAUCGUCGGCACAUCAAUGCCUGCUGUUGUUGCUGUUGUACACGGUGGGACGGACGGAUGAUGCCUUGUGGAUCCGCGGGAUGAUGUCAUGUACCGUUGCACCCCACGUGGGGGCCGUCGCUCUCCGAUAGGCAGAUGUGGCCGUAUUCCUUCCGAGUAAUGCGAUUGGACAGAUAGGCGCUUUCACGGCAGUUCAGCCCUGCUGCCUGUGUGUGGCAACCGGGGUAAGCUGGACAACUGGGGGAAACGCGAGAUUGUGGAGAGUACCAUGUUACGCUUUUAAAGAAUCUCCAACCUCUUCGAGUCGGAAGACAGAUUUUGGAAGCAUAUUUAUUUAUUUUUUUCUUCUUCUUCUUUGUGGGAUUAACCAGCCGCAGAAGGCGCACAUUCCUCGGAGGUUCGCGGUUGAAGAAUAAAGUAUAGUUUAAUCGAGCCCGACCGCACUAAAAAAUUUUCUCCCAGCCCGGCUGGGUGCGUUCUGGAGAGAGCGAGGGAGAGAGGAUGCUUGACGAAAACUGCGUCCACCAGGCUUACAUUAGGAGGGAUUAAACGCAUGAAUUAUAGCCUGCUCAGUAUUUUCUUCGGGAGCAGAAGUCGGACGGACGCUUCGGACUCACGCACGGGAUUUUCACGACCUCCCUCCCCCCCCUCUCCUCAUCCCCUGCCUCCCCCCUCCCUCACUCCCCUCGGCCCUGUCUGCUGAGACUGGUGUGGCUGUGAGCAAAUUUCACCCGUUUUGCCAAAGGACCUGUACACUGGAGGGAUAAACAAAGGAUACAUUUCAAGAUGUAUCCACAAGGCCGACAUCCGGCUCCACAUCAGCCUGGCCAGCCUGGCUUCAAAUUCACCGUAGCAGAGUCUUGUGACAGGAUUAAAGAUGAAUUUCAAUUCCUCCAAGCCCAGUAUCACAGUCUUAAGGUGGAGUAUGACAAACUGGCCAAUGAGAAGACAGAGAUGCAGCGCCACUAUGUCAUGUAUUACGAGAUGUCCUACGGGCUGAACAUUGAGAUGCACAAGCAGACGGAGAUUGCCAAACGGCUCAACGCAAUUUUAGCUCAAAUUAUGCCUUUCCUGUCACAAGAGCACCAACAGCAGGUUGCUCAGGCAGUAGAGAGGGCUAAGCAGGUGACUAUGACUGAGCUGAAUGCCAUCAUCGGGGUACGUGGACUUCCCAAUCUGCCUCUCACCCAGCAGCAGCUCCAGGCACAGCACCUCUCCCAUGCUGCCCAUGGGCCUCCAGUCCAGUUGCCGCCUCACCCCUCGGGCCUGCAGCCCCCUGGCAUCCCCCCUGUGACGGGCUCCGGAUCAGGGCUGCUGGCGCUAGGAGCUCUGGGGAGCCAAGCCCACCUCCCAGUAAAGGAUGAAAAGAACCACCAUGAUCUCGAACACCGAGAGAGCACGAAUAACUCAAUAUCCCCAUCAGAAAGCUUACGCACAGCCAGUGAGAAGCAUCGCAGCUCCUCAGACUACAGCUUGGAUUCUAAGAAACGCAAAGUGGAGGAGAAGGACAGCAUGAGUAGAUAUGACAGUGACGGAGAGAAAAGCGACGACUUGGUGGUCGAUGUGUCCAAUGAGGAUCCUGCCACUCCAAGGGCAAGCCCAGCCCACUCACCACCUGAAAAUGGUAUUGACAAGCCCCGCCCCCCAAAGAAAGACACACCCAACAGCCCCGCAUCAGUGGCGUCAUCUGGAAGCACCCCUUCCUCCAAGGCUAAGGAGCUCAGUCAUAAUGACAAAUCCUCCACGCCUGGUCUCAAAUCCAACACCCCCACCCCCCGAAACGAUGCCCCCACCCCUGGCACCAGCUCCACUCCUGGGCUCAGACCCAUCCUGGGCAAGCCACCAGGCAUGGAAGCUCUCGCAGCCCCAGCUUUGCGCACACCUCUAUCCAUUGCAGGGUCCUAUCCUACCCCCUUUGCUAUGAUGGGCCAUCAUGAAAUGAACGGAGGCCUGACUAGCCCUGGGGUGUAUGCUGGUCUGCACAUCUCCCCUCAGAUGAGCGCUGCAGCAGCAGCAGCCUAUGGACGCACUCCCAUGGGGUUUGAUCCUCACACCCACAUGAGAGCCCCGGGCCUCCCAGCCAGCCUCACAUCUAUUUCUGGCGGAAAACCAGCGUACUCCUUCCAUGUCAGCGCAGAUGGUCAAAUGCAGCCUGUGCCCUUCCCACCCGACGCCCUCAUUGGUCCCGGUAUUCCACGCCACGCCCGUCAGAUCAACACACUGAGCCAUGGCGAGGUGGUCUGUGCUGUCACCAUUAGCAACCCCACACGUCACGUUUACACUGGUGGCAAAGGCUGUGUCAAAAUCUGGGACAUGAGCCAACCAGGCAGCAAGAGCCCCGUGUCCCAGCUGGACUGUUUGAACAGGGAUAACUACAUCCGCUCCUGUAAGCUACUGCCUGAUGGUCGCACAUUGAUUGUCGGAGGCGAGGCCAGCACACUGACCAUCUGGGAUCUGGCCUCCCAGACACCGCGGAUCAAAGCUGAGCUCACCUCCUCAGCCCCGGCGUGCUACGCCUUGGCCAUCAGCCCUGAUGCCAAAGUCUGCUUCUCGUGCUGCAGUGAUGGAAACAUUGCCGUUUGGGACCUGCAUAACCAGACUCUCGUUAGGCAGUUUCAAGGUCAUACGGAUGGUGCUAGCUGUAUUGACAUAUCCCAUGAUGGCACUAAGCUGUGGACAGGUGGUCUCGAUAACACUGUUCGCUCCUGGGAUUUGAGAGAGGGUCGACAGCUGCAGCAGCACGACUUCACUUCACAGAUCUUUUCUUUGGGCUACUGUCCGACUGGCGAGUGGCUUGCUGUGGGAAUGGAGAGCAGCAACGUGGAAGUGCUCCACCAUUCAAAGCCUGACAAGUAUCAGCUCCACCUGCACGAAAGCUGUGUCCUUUCCCUCAAGUUUGCCUACUGCGGUAAAUGGUUCGUAAGCACCGGGAAGGACAAUCUGUUGAAUGCUUGGAGGACUCCUUAUGGCGCCAGCAUAUUCCAGUCCAAGGAGUCCUCAUCUGUCCUGAGCUGUGACAUUUCUGCAGACGACAAGUACAUCGUGACAGGCUCUGGUGACAAGAAGGCCACUGUGUAUGAAGUGAUCUAUUAGAAGAGACUGCUUUGGAUCGGAGCAUGCUCAUGCUCAGGAACAGUAGACACUUCCUCCAUCCUCCUUCCCUCACACAGACAGCAUGGAUGUUGCCUGCAGCUCCAAGGUGGAUGGGCAGGAAGUUUGGCAGUGCCAGACGAAAAUGGAUGGUGGUGUUAUUGUGGCACUGGAUGCUGUGUCCUUCGGCUCUGCCCUUCCUCACUCAUACAACUAACACUUGUACAGCGAGUGCAGUUUCCCAAGGCACCAAGAAGAAAAUAAUGUCUUGCUGUUUCUGUUUGUUGGAUAUUUCUUUUUUUAUUCGUCCUUUUUAAUGUGGAGAUAAAGUUCCAUGACACAAGUAGAAGCGGCGCUUCGCUCUGGAGCUUCUCCUUGGAGGUCCUGUGAAAAGUGUACAUAAUGGAGUAAUAAAAGGCCUUUUAUAGAUUUAUAUUUUGGUGUCCAGUUACGCUUGUGAUGGUUCUUUCUUGUUCUCUCCGUGAUUUUCUGUCCCCUCCGGGGAUGGAAAUUAGAUUAGGACUUUGUAAGAGGAUAUUCUAUUUCAGUUUUUUCCCCCUCCUCGGCUUUUUUUUUUUUUUUUUCCAUGUUCCUUGUCCAAAAUGACCUUUUCGGAAAUCUAAUUUGUUUUUGUUUUUUUCUCCCUGACAAAGGCUUUUUUUUUCUUCGCUAUUUGCUGUAUCACAGACAUUUGUCCCAUGGAUUUUUGCAGUCGAGAAUUCUGGAAAGGCUUUUUUUUUCUGUAGGGAGGAAAAAAAUCAUGGUUUCCAGUUAUGUUUACCCUUUUGACCCUGAUCAGCAGAAUUUCAGCUUUGAAAUGAAGACCUUUCACUGAACCCUGGCUCCUGUCUAUAACAUCAAAAUGGAUUUAUAUCAACUGUCGGAUUGAUGGGUUUUACAGAGAAGCAGCUGUGACUUGAGCUCACUCUGUUGACUCAACCACUGUAUGAAACCUUUGCUCCACUCUGCAAAGUUUAGCCAUCAGUCUAUUAGAGAUCGUUAUUGCCGCUUGUGUUUGCGAGCCUGUGACUGAUACGCAAGACUUGGUUACUCAUAAAGGACGCAGGCAACGCCAUUACCACAUUCGACAUUUUGGGUGUAUUCUUUGCUUUCUUCAGUAUUUCAUAAUAUUCACUACAAUCUUCUCAUAGACGGGAAUGGUCUCAUCAUAAACACAAGUUAAGACUGUGUAGCAUACAUGUGGCAUCAUCCAUAAGGACUGUACAGCUGACAGUUGUUGAUAAAUCAAUAAACUGUUUUAUAUAAAAUUUA